Messenger RNA from Chiloscyllium plagiosum (whitespotted bambooshark), 1355 nucleotides. It is a transcript of the gene commd10, whose product is annotated as COMM domain containing 10. The record is from RefSeq and is a predicted model, not a curated record. Lineage: Eukaryota; Metazoa; Chordata; Chondrichthyes; Orectolobiformes; Hemiscylliidae.
UCAUUGGGCCCUGGGGAGUGAGAGGCUGAUGAACAACGUGUGUUCUCGCAAGGAGUGACCAGAGAGAUAAAGGGAAAGUGAUCGGAGAGAGACACCAACGCGAGCGAGUGGCCGAACAGGGAGAGUGACCAGACAUUGACCCUCAGCCGGGUGUAUGCUCCCGGCCAAAUGGCUGCAAUUGUUAAAGAAACCGGAAGCAUAAAGCAAGCUGUAAUUUUAAUCAAUGGAAUCAAUGAUGGUAAAUUCCCCCGCCUGCUGUCUCGCAUUCUUCAGAAACUUCAUUUGAAGGAUGAACAUUCAUUUAAUGAAGAAGAGAAAGAAAAGCUACAAGCUGCACUCUCUCUGGAAAAACAAGAUCUCCGUUUGGUGCUGGAAACUGUAUCUUUUAUCUUGGAACAGGCAGCCUAUUACAACAUGAAACCCACUGCUCUUCAACAACAACUAGAAAAUAUUCACCUGAGUCAAGAGAAGGCUGAGGCCUUUGCCCAGGCCUGGACAAAUAUGGGCCAAGAUAUUGUUGAAAAAUUGAGGCAAAGUACUUUUGCUCCUAAAAAGCUUGACAAAAUUGGGUUCUGUCUUAACCUUGAAAUGGGACAUUCAACACAAGCCAAAGUAAAGUCUCCUCUUGCUGUUCUUGAGCUUGGAAUCAAUAGUGACGACUCUGAGAACACAGAAAAGAUUUUAGUGGAAUUUAACCAUGGAGAACUUCUAGAAUUUUACAACAAGUUGGAAACUAUACAAGCACAACUGGACUCUCUCACGUGACUGAGUGAACAAAUAGUCUUGCAAAUAUGUACUUGUCAACUGUAGGUUGAAUAACUGAAGAAUUUUCAUAACACUCUAUGCUGGAGAAAUAAAAUGAAUAGUUUCUAUUAAAUAUCACAGCAUAGCUAUAAAGUACUACUUUUGGAGAUCUUUGCAAACCAGUGAAUCUGGAAUUUGACAAAUUGUUACAUAAAAUUCAAUAGCACACGAGUGGAGUAUCAGCUGCCUAAAUACUGUCUUGUAUUAAUUCAGGGUUAUCAAUGUCAGUUAAGAAAUUCUAAUAUUCUCAACAUGUGAUGUUUGGAUUUAUUUAUCGGAAGAUUGGGCAAGAUUGAAUGCUGUUUGAAAAUAAAAUUCUGACACAGCUUUAGAAGGGUUUGAGCAGCAAUAAGGGUUUUCAUUUUCAUUGUCUUGUGAAGACCAGAAGAUAGAUGGUCUUAACAUUCAAUGUCCUCUUUUAAGUAUUGCAGUUAAUUAAGCUUUUGUGAUAACAUUGUAUAUAAAUCUAUUAUUAACUAAUUCCAUAACAUUAAAGUAGCAAACCUUUCUACGAAGCUACACUUAAUAAAGCUAAUUUUUUGUUCCCAUAA